UAACCAAAAGCCACCGACAAUAGGUAUAUAAAGACUGUGUUCCCUUUUCAAUACAUCCUGCUACCUGCUACUGCAAGUGCAACCUCAUCUGAUACAUCACAACAAGAUGGCUUCAGCUCUUCAUUUCAUUGUGCUCCUCUGUGGACUGUGGAUCGGAGCAGAUGUACUGCAACCAGUCGAGGCAAAGUGUACGAAACAAACAGUUGAGUGCUGUGAGACUGUCACCUGCCCUCCUGGUUGGACUGACUUUGGUCUUCGCUGUUACCUGUUCAAUAAGGAUGAAAAGGACUGGGCUGAUGCAGAGGUACUUUACGUUGGAGCCUCUGAUCAAGUGAAGGAGGGUGUGUGGCUGUGGAGUGACGGUUCAAAAUUUGUCUUCAAUGGCUGGGCUAAGGGACAGCCUGACAACACUGGAGGAGAAGGUUGUAUGGACAUAAACUAUUCUGGACGCGAUUAUGUCAAUGAUGCAAUCUGUUCCCUGAAGAAAUCUGUUGUCUGUGCCAAGGACCUGUAACAAUCACACACAUCUGCCAUGAAGGAUGUCACACUCCCACUGAUGAUGUCACUUCCACCAGGGUGUAAAGCCUCGAAUACAUCACUGCUGGAAGUUAUAUUGAUGAAUCAGAUUUAAUUUACCUUUAAUCAAUAAACACAUAUAUCCUGCACAGUAA
This is a messenger RNA of Morone saxatilis (striped sea-bass), 671 nucleotides long. RefSeq names its product galactose-specific lectin nattectin-like. Bases 107 to 514 code for a protein of 135 amino acids. The record is from RefSeq and is a predicted model, not a curated record. The transcript has 7 exons. Lineage: Eukaryota; Metazoa; Chordata; Actinopteri; Moronidae.